AUGAAUAGCAGCGGGAAAGAUAGAGUUGAAGAUGGUGAUGAACAAGGGUGGCUGAAUCUAAGCCUAGGAUCAAACGGCCUAGAAUCAGCCACCACGUCUAUGAUCAAGGUAUAUACAUGCAGCUUCUGCAAGAGAAAGUUUCACAAUUCACAAGCAUUAGGAGGUCAUCAGAAUGCUCACAGAAGGGAGAGAGAUGCAGCGAGAAAAUACCCUGCCUUCCAUUUUCACCAAUCAAUGGAAGUCCAUUCUUCCUGCUUGCUGCAGCUUGUGACACCACCUGGAAGAGGCGAUGGAUCAGAGACGACAACUAGUACUGUCGCAAGGUUUAUCAACCAUGGAUAUGGAGUCACUUCUGUUCAGAAUCAGCGGGAGAGAUCUUUGGAGGACUUCAAGUCAAAUACACUCGACUUGAAUCUUAAGCUGUAA
Molecule: messenger RNA, 426 nt
Organism: Cynara cardunculus var. scolymus (artichoke)
Lineage: Eukaryota; Viridiplantae; Streptophyta; Magnoliopsida; Asterales; Asteraceae
Product: zinc finger protein 11-like
Exons: 1
Coding region: 1-426 (141 amino acids)
Source: RefSeq, a predicted model, not a curated record